Messenger RNA from Suillus clintonianus, 1767 nucleotides. Its product is annotated as Hydantoinase B/oxoprolinase. Gene Ontology annotation, biological process: glutathione metabolic process. The transcript is spliced from 10 exons. Gene Ontology annotation, molecular function: 5-oxoprolinase (ATP-hydrolyzing) activity. NCBI's taxonomy places the organism in Eukaryota, Fungi, Basidiomycota, Agaricomycetes, Boletales, Suillaceae. The record is from RefSeq and is a predicted model, not a curated record. The coding region runs from base 1 to 1767 and encodes 588 amino acids. Gene Ontology annotation, cellular component: cytosol.
AUGGCUGUCACUAAACCAUCUAGCGGUCCUGACCCCAUUCUGCUCACGCUUUUCGCGAAUCGUUUCAUGAGCGUCGCAGAAGCAAUGGGCAGGUCUUUACAACAAACUUCGAUCAGUACUAACAUAAAGGAACGCUUGGACUUCUCCUGUGCACUCUUCGCCCCUGAUGGCGAUUUGGUCGCAAAUGCGCCGUUCAUCCCGAUUCACCUUGGAUCUAUGAGCUUCGCUGUGAAGUACCAAAUGAAAUUGCAUGGAAAGGAAUUGCAAGAUGGCGAUGUGCUGAUGACCAACUCUCCUCAUGCUGGGGGAUCCCACCUGCCGGACAUCACUAUUAUCACUCCAGUUUUUGAUAAAGGGACUAACGAGAUCAUAUUCUUCACCGCCUCCCGAGGACACCAUGCUGAUAUCGGCGGUAUACUGCCUGGGUCUAUGCCGCCCACCUCUGUGAAUAUAUUCGAAGAGGGAGCGGAAAUUGUGAGCCUGAAGAUCGUAGACGGCGGCGUGUUUGACAAGAAGGGGUUGUACGAGUACAUGGUCGACAAACCAGCACAGUAUCCGGGGAGUUCGGGCUGCAGGAACAUCAAGGACGUCGAGAGUGACCUCAAGGCGCAAAUUGCAGCCAACCACAAGGGAGUUCAGCUAAUCCGAGCAAUCGUUGAUGACUACAGUCUAGAAACUGUUCAAGAAUACAUGUAUCACAUCAGGACUAAUGCCGAGAACUCGGUUCGAAGUUUGCUGCGCGACGUUGCCAAACAGGCGGGAACUAAUGUUCUCGGUGCCGUCGACUAUCUAGAUGACGGAACACCAAUUCAGCUGAAGGUGGAGAUCAACGAGGAAGAAGGAUCCGCUGUUCUGGAUUUCGAGGGUACAGGGUGUGAAGUCAGGGGAAAUCUGAAUGCCCCGAUUUCAGUGGUGCACUCCGCCGUGAUUUAUUGCAUGCGUGCGAUGCUGAAUGUCGAUAUUCCGCUCAACGCUGGCUGUCUUGUUCCCAUUGAGAUCAAGAUUCCCAGAAAAUCACUUCUUUCCCCAUCUAGGACCGCUGCUGUGUGUGGCGGUAAUGUAUUGACCUCGCAGCGCAUCGUAGAUGUGGUUCUCAAGGCUUUCCAUGCGUGUGCUGCUAGUCAAGGGUGUACCAACAACUUGACCUUUGGCACGGGCGGUAAAGACAAGAAUGGUGCGGCCGUUGCUGGAUGGGGUUAUUAUGAGACCAUCGCGGGUGGAUCAGGAGCCGGCUCAGGAUGGCAUGGCACAUCGGGUGUACAUACUCAUAUUACCAACACCCGCAUUGGCGAUGUCGAAAUUCUUGAACGCCGCUAUCCCGUCCUUAUGCACCGCUUCGGUCUUAGACCAGGCUCCGCAGGAAAGGGUAAAUGGAAUGGCGGUGAUGGUGUGAUCAGAGAGUUCGAGGUUAUGCAAGGGAUGCAAGUGUCCAUCCUAAGCGAAAGACGUACACGUGCACCGUACGGCAUGGCAGGUGGAGAACCUGCCAUGAUGGGACGCAACACUUGGAUUAAGCAGCGCCGCGUGGAAGACGGUGACAUACCCGAGGAAACUUCCAACGAAGAUCUAGGACCACGCUACAUUAACAUUGGAGGGAAGGCGACGGUGUUCAUGGGAAAAGGAGAUUGCCUAUUGAUUGAGACGCCUGGUGGCGGAGGCUGGGGUAGGCCUGACGAAGGCCAGUUGGAGACUAAUGAGGCACACAAGCAUGCUUGGGAAGCGAGAGGAAGUUUCGCAGAGAGGGCUGCUGCGCAAGCUGGGUUCUAG